Messenger RNA from Owenia fusiformis, 8326 nucleotides. The record is from the annotation of a GenBank genome assembly. NCBI's taxonomy places the organism in Eukaryota, Metazoa, Annelida, Polychaeta, Sabellida, Oweniidae.
AUGUUCCUGAACUCAUAUGGCCUGAUGACCGCCAAGCUAAUAGUCCUAAUGCAAACCCCAGUGCUUGAAUGGUUAUCUCACAAUAAAGAAUUAUUUCUAGUCAAUAACACAGAGAUUGGGACCUCCCAUCACUUAGCUGAGGAACUGCAGACUGAGCACACACAAUUUGCCAUACAAUGCAUGAACACAUAUACCAAUAUCAAUCGUACAAUCUCAGUAGCGCAACGACUGAGUGAUGCUGGUCAUUACGCUGCACAUACUAUAAGACUAAAAGCUAACACCAUAGACAAGGAGUGGAAAAACCUAGCUGCUGCCCUAGAUGACAGAAAUACAAUCAUAGCUCUCUCUGUUGGCUUCCAUAAGAAAGCCGAGCAGUACACCUCAGAUGUCCCCUACUGGGAGGCUCAGUGUGGGGAACUUGAGGUACCAGAGGGAAUUUCUGAAUUGGAAGAAGUAAUACAGAAACACCAGAAUCUCAUGGAAACUAUAGGAUCACGUUACACAGAGGUGUGUGGAGAUGGAAAGAAGUUGCUUGAAACCUUACAGACUCCAGUAAAGACAGAUCCAUCUAAUACUUUAAUCACAAAUACAGACUACAGCCAGAGUGCAGCUAAUAUACUGGAUACUAUACAUGAGGUUCUAUCUGAGCAUAGGAAACUAGAGCAGACUCUUCACGCAAAGAAGGUCCAACUUCAUCAAAGGCUUGGCCUAAGAUUGUUCCAGCAGGAUGUAAAACAGGUUAUCUAUUGGCUGGACAAUCACGGGGAUAUAUUUGUGGAGAAAAACACACAGAUUGGGCGGUCAUUACAACGUGCAAUAGCAUUAAAGAAAAGUCAUGAACACUUCGAGUCAGUAGCACAGAACACUGUGACAAAUGCUGAGAAGUUGCUGAGCGCUGCAGAAGAGCUAUCAACAACUGGAGAGUGCGACCCUGAAGAGAUACAGAAAGAGUCGCAACAAAUAGAGAGUAGGAUGCAGCAGUUCCUAACCCGCAUAGAACACAGGAGGAACACAUUGGAUAUGGCUGUAGCAUUCUAUACACAUACCAGAGAGUUAUUUGAGUGGUAUGCAGAGUUGAAGCGUGAACUUCGUAGCAUUGAAAUGGCUGAAACAGUGGAAGGUGCAGAGGAGUUGAUUGAUCAGUUCAACCAACAGAAAGAAGCCACUAUUGAAGCUGCAGUGAAUACAGAAAAUGAGGGGAAUGCCUGUCUUGAACACAUUGCUUUGCAAGCCUCCCAUGACGAUGGAGACUACUCACAUAUUAAAGGUGUCAUUGAGAAGUUGAGGUUGGGUCGAGCCAACCUCGAUGAGCUUUGGGCCUCUCGGAAAUUCAGCCUUGAUCUUUGCCUGCAUCUACGACUCUUUGAGAAAGAUGCUCUUGAUAUCUCUGCCCAGUUGGAGGUAUGGGCAGAGGAAGUUGGUAGUGUUGAGCUGACCACCAAUGAAUCCAAUGCUGAACAGAUCCUCCAAGUCCACAAUGAGAGUUUCCAUCACAUGCAGAAUUCAACAUUUGAGGUUCUACAUAGAGGUCAUGAACUCAUUGAGGAGUUUGAGAGGUCUGGAAUUGAGAUGAUGGCUGACAGUCAGUAUACAGCCCAAGCUAAAAUACAGAUGCUCGUGGACUACUUACAUGACAGGGAAUCUGAGAUAGAGGAGUCAGCAGAACAUAAAAGAACUAAACUUGAACAAUGUCUAAAACUGUGCCAAUUAAAACAAGAUGCCAAUCAGGUAUUGCAGUGGAUCCAGAACAGUGAGCAAUUAUUACACGCCAGCUUCUUCUGUCCUGCAUCCCUACAUGAAGCUAGUCGACUUAAAACUGAUCACGAACAAUUCCAAGCUGCCAUUGAGAAAUCACAUGCCAGUGCUGUACAGGUGACGCAAAAAGCUGAGAAGUUGGUAAAAGGUAAACAUUACAAUUGUGAGCUGGUGCGUACAAUAGCGGAGAAUGUCAGUAAUAAAUGGCAAAUUCUGAUGUAUCACGCCGAGGAGAGGCACAAACUUGCCAUGGCAUCAAUGAACUGGUUCAAGACUGCAGAACAGGUGCGUUCAGUGCUAGAGUGCCUAGAGAAGGAGUACCAAAGGGAUGAGGAUUGGUGUGGCACUUACAGAGCUCAAUCUGGUGACAAGGCACAGUUCCUAACCAGUUUGUUACAGAAACACCAAGAGCAGAAAGAGCAAUUCUUAAAGGCAUGUACCUUAGCAAGGAGAACUGCUGAGAUGUUCAUCAAGUAUGUCCAUAGGAAUGUACACACUCUUGGCAUGACACUGCGCUCAUGUAACCCAGAUCAGAGAGUCAAAGACUUCUCACCUGUGUCCACAUUAGAUCGUCUUCUACAGCAUGAAAAUGUUGUACUGGACCAUUGGACAAAGCGCAAGCGAAGACUGGACCACUGCUACCAGUUCAUGCUCUUUGAGAACAGUGCACAGCAGGCGUUGUCAUGGUUACACAAUACAGGUGAGCGUUACCUGUCUUCACAUACAGACAUUGGUGAGAGUAAGGAGGAAGCAGAAUCUCUACUUGCAGAACAUAAUGAAUUCAAGGGCAAAGCAAAGGACACUCGGGAUAAAGUGAAGUUACUCCUAGAAGUUGCGGACAACAUAGUUGACAAUGGAAAUGCGCAUGCCAAACAAAUCAAACAGCUUAUUGACCUCGUGGACAAGCAUUAUAAAGAGUUUUCUUGCAAUAUGGAAAAAUAUCGAGUCAAGCUAGAGGAGAUCCUUGGUGUGAAACAAGAGACUGAGGGCAACAACAGAGAAAGUGACUCAAGCUUAGAAGAGAAACUUCAACUCCAGCGAGAACUCAGCACUGAGAGGAGGAAGUCAACACGCAGGAAAGAGUUUAUAAUGGAUGAACUUCUACAGACUGAGAGGGCUUAUGUAGCAGACUUGGAGACAUGUUUACGGUGCUAUCUGAAAGAUAUGCGUGACCCAAAUGUAGUUCCUAAUGAGCUGGUAGGAAAAGAUCAGACAUUGUUUGGAAAUAUGGAAGCUAUUUACAACUUCCAUAAUCAAACAUUCUUGAAAGAGCUUGAAAAGUACCAGUCCAUGCCAGAAGAUGUUGGCCAUUGCUUUGUCACAUGGGUUGAACAGUUCAAUGUCUAUGUGACCUACUGCAAGAACAAGCCAGAUUCUAACCAAGUAUUAGUGCAAUAUAGUGGAACAUUCUUUGAUGACACUCAAAAGAAGUAUGAUCUUAACAACCCUGUAGCGUCAUACCUCAUCAAGCCAGUGCAAAGGAUCACAAAGUACCAGCUACUUCUAAAAGAUAUGCUGCAAUGCUGUGAUGCAGACAAGGGAGAAAUAAAAGAUGGUUUAGAUGUUAUGUUGGAUGUUCCAAAGAAAGCCAACGAUGCAUUACAUCUCAGCAUGCUCGACAAUAUUGAGGAUGAUCUUGAAGUGUUGGGGGAUGUCCUGCUGCAGGAUAAAUUCACAUCCUGGGACCCUAAACAUAUCAUCAAGAAGGGACGCGAUCGCCAUCUAUUCAUGUUUGAGAUGUGCUUACUCUUCUGUAAGGAAAUAAAGGAUAGUAACGGCAAAACCAGAUAUCAACACAAAUUCAAAUUACAUUUGUCUGAGAUAGGUGUGACAGAACACAUAGAAGGAGAUGAGUGCAAGUUUGCAUUGUGGACUGGCAGGGCUCCAUUCUAUGACUAUAAGAUAAUCCUUAAGGCAUCGUCAUUGGAGACAAAGCAGAAUUGGGUUCGCAAAUUACGUGAACUUAUUCAGCAGAGAAUGAUGUUCUUUGAGCCUCUUAUUAAACCUGAGAGUUACAAACUAAACAAGCACAGCAGAUAUAGCAGGGAGCUGGAUGACAGUGUCUCAACAGAGGAGCUCAACUAUGAUGGGAUGACAAAACUCAGCGGCUCCAAUCUAUCAGUAACCACAACAACAUCGACUGCUUCUGAUAGCAGUACUGGCAGCGCCUCAUCCAAGCAAAUGACAACUGAAAUUCUCCUAGUACUGGAGGACUUCAAAGCGACAAAUGAUCAGGAGAUGAGUGUCUAUGCUGGCCAAAAGGUGGAACUAGUGGACACAAGUCCCGGGGCAAAUAUGGACUGGUGUUUGGUUCGCUCUAUGGGAACGUUACCAUUAAUGGAAGGUCUUGUGCCAAUGGCGAAUCUGCAACCUGAAUCUGUCAUCCAGCACACUACAGAAAUCAGCGGAGAUCAAAGUGCUGCAGCAUCCCCGCUCACAGACAACAUCAGUCAUAAACACAGGAGUAGUAGCUUUAGGAAAUGGCUCACGAAUCCUGUGCGUAAGUUUGGUCGAGACAAAGGUCAAAUAGAGAAGCAGAGUGUAGCUCCAACGCUAUCCAGCAAACCUCCAGACAAAGUUGCCAUCUUCCCAACAUUACAGGAACAGAGAGAGCGGCCUCAGGGGGCAGUUGAAGUUGAGGAGGUGGACAUUGGUGAGGUUUUUGAGCCUGAGGAGGAAGAGGGGGCCAGUGAGAUAGAGAUCCCACCCCCUAUGCAGAUACAAGGUCAUUCCUUCUCUAGACCUACAUCUCAGGAAGAUAUAGUUACAGGGGAAACUGGGGGAGAUAGUCAUAACGGACCCUCAAGCGUUGACCUUGCCACUGAGAUAGAAAAUAUUGUCAAACACAGACUUGAGUCUGGUGGAGUCGAAGAGGAAGAGGAGGCGGGGGACGAGGAAGAGGAAGUUGAAGGAGAUAUGGCUGCUAUAGAAGAACAACCAGUCUCCGGGGAUGAGAGACGUGACAAUGAGGAGGCACCACCUACAGAAGAAGACCUUGAGGCUAAAGAAAAAAGAGUUAAAGAACGUCUAGAGAAAAGAAAGUAUGUAAUAGCUGAACUAAUAGAGACGGAGAAAGAUUAUGUGGCAGACCUGGGUAAAGUGGUGGAGGGCUAUAUGUGGGGCAUGAAAGAGAUGGAGCUACCUGAAGAUAUGGAAGGCAAAGACAAGAUAGUGUUUGGAAACAUUCACCAGAUCUAUGACUGGCACAAGGAGACAUUUCAAAAUGAAAUUGAGAAGUGCCUUGAGGAACCAGACAGAAUAGGAGGGCUUUUUGUUAGAUAUGAAAGGAGGCUGUAUAUGUAUGUGAAAUAUUGUGAAAACAAACCAAAGUCUGACUAUAUUGUAUCUGAAUACAUUGAGACAUUCUUUGAGGAGAUGCGUCAAAAGCUUGGGCACCGACUCCUCCUGCAGGACUUGUUAAUCAAACCUGUCCAGAGGAUCAUGAAAUACCAGCUGCUCCUGAAGGACAUUAUGAAGCAUACUGAGAAGGCUGGACUCGAUACAACUGAUCUGAAGAAAGCACUGGAAGUGAUGCACGUCGUACCUAAGGCAGCUAAUGACAUGAUGCAAGUGGGACGGUUGCAGGGCUUUGAUGGUAAGAUAACAGCACAAGGGAAGCUGCUGCACCAAGACACCGUACAAGUGGCUGAGGUGGUGGCUGGUCAACAUCUCCGCUUCAAGGAGCGACGUGUUUUCCUCUUUGAGCAGAUCAUCAUCAUCAGUGAAGUGAUUGAGAGGAAGAAGGGAGCUAUGACUAACUCUACUUAUAUCUUCAAGAAUAGCAUAAAGAUCAACAAGAUGUCCUUGGAGGAUAAUGUAGAAGAUGAACCACUAGGAUUCCUUUUAACUGAUCGCACACCAGGCUCUGAGCAGACAUUUGUUGUGCAAGCCUCAACAGAUGAGAAUAAACAAAUCUGGAUGUUUAAGAUACGUAACCUACUUGACCUCCAGGGUGAUUUUUUAAGAGCAAUCCAAUCUCCCAUUGAAUACCAAGCAAGGCAGAAUGCUUUAACUAAAGAGUUUAUUGGAGUCGGUGAGGCUGGCAAAGAAAAGAACUCAUUACUCAGGAAGACCCAAUCCAAUCCUUCCUCAAGCACUACAAAGAAGGAACAGAAAAAGGCAGAAAAGGAAGCGAAAAAGCUGGCCCAGCAACAAGAGAAAGAGCUCAAGAAAGCUCAAAAAGAGCAAAACAAAGCUGCCAAGCACUCACGUACAAAAUCAGUGCCAAGUCCACUUACAUCAACUAUUGACACAAAACACAAUGAUAUAGACAUGAAGCACUCAUGCCCUAAUUCCCCUGUUGGGAAACCAUUGGACAACAAUACAGCAAAGUCAAAAACGGAUAUUACACAAGUUGCCCCAAAUUCACCGAAAUUAGCCAAAAAGAGUAUCUUUGAUGGAUUUAGGAUACGAUCUAAGGCAAAAACAGACUCUGGGUUAGGAGGAAAAGCUAAGUAUGCAAAUAAUUCUGGUGAACCGGAGGGUAAUGGUGUAAGGGACCUGAAAGAAAGUACAAGUAAACAGAACAGUACAGAGAGCGAUCAGGAUCUUUCUCCAGGUGAGGUGCCAUCUAGUGGGAAAGUAUUAAUGGACUAUACUGCUGUGAGAGAAGAUGAAAUCACACUUAAAAAGGGUGACACUGUUCAAAUAAUAGCUACAAACCAACAGAACAUGUAUCUGGUUCACCGACUAGGGGGUGAAGAUCAGCCAGCCGCAGAAGGCUGGCUUCCUGGCCAUGUGAUUGGUCAAAAGGACAAUGACUCUGCCUUAAGAAAAUCUUGGCACUCUGCUUUGAAAAUCAGAAAGCCUAGCUUUGGCAGGUCAGAUAAGAAGGACCCAGGGAAAAAUACCCUAGAGCGUGAUAAAAAUAAAUCAAAGGAUAAAGUAGGGGCUAAGUUAUUGAAUCCUGACUUUGUGUAUGAAAUAUCGCCUGAGAUUGUUGAACCCCUGUGUGAUGUCAUGGUUGCUGCUGGUGAAACAGCAACUAUGACAUGUAAAGUUUGCGGAAAACCCCGACCAAACAUCACUUGGCGAGGGCCAGAUAAAACUAUUCUGAAGUCAGGAGAUCGUAUUCAAAUAACAGAUGAUGAUGACGGGAUGUCAUCUUUAAAAAUAUUACGUGUUGAACAACAGCACAGUGGAGAAUACUCAUGUAUAGUCAGUGGGGAGGUUGGUUCUCUCACCACCACAGCUAAACUCACAGUUCUAGGUAAACCUGGGCCCCCAAGUCAGCCAGUGGUUGUGGACCAUAAUGGCCCUAGGGUGGUCCUACAGUGGACUCCACCCCCUUCCUCUACCCCCACCGCAGUUGAUGCUUACACUGUAGAAUUUGCAGAAGCAGAUAUUCACAUCUGGCAGGCAGUUGUGCCGUAUAUCCCAACCACGUCAACUGUCAUAGAAAAACUACAGCCUGGUAAGACAUACGUCUUCAGGAUUAGUUGCCACAACGAGGCAGGCAUCAGUGACCCUGGUCUCCCCUCACUUCCAGUAACAGUUACAACCCUAUCUAAACCUCGCCCACAGCUGAAUCCAUUAGAAUGGAAGUCCUCCUUUGCCAGGGAUUACACGAGUCUGGAUGAAAUCGCCAGGGGCAGAUUUUCAGUUGUAAAGCGCACAGUGGAAGCCAGCACAGGUGAAACAGUGGCAACUAAAUAUAUUGAGAAAAAAUCUAGCACUGAGGCUGAUGCCCAUUUGGAGCACCACAUCCUGAGUACAUUACGGCACGACAAUAUUGUCACAAUUCUUGAUGCAUAUGACACACCACAUGCCUAUGUUCUCAUAUUGGAGCUGUUACCACGAGGACGACUUUUUGACUAUAUCUGUAAAAAGAGUCAGUUUGAAGAGCACCAGGCAGCAAUGUAUACGCACCAACUCCUGGAUGUAGUUCAGUUCUUACAUAACUGUUCAGUUGUACACCUGGAUAUCAAACCUGAGAAUAUAUUAUUAGAAGUCCAUAGUGUUUGCCCGAGGUUGAAGUUAACUGACUUUGGUGACGCCCGUUACCUCAGUAGUGACCCCUAUGUACAUAAACUCUUGGGAAAUGCGGAAUUUGCAGCACCUGAAGUAGUAUCCGGACAGCCAGUUUCAUUUUUUACUGAUAUGUGGAGUAUAGGAGUGUUUGUGUAUGUAUUACUGAGUGGUACAUCCCCAUAUGGUGGGGCUACCUCUAUAGAGACACAGGGGAACAUAACACGCAAUCAACUCAGCUUCCCUUCAGCAAUCUUUGAUACCUUACCAGUAGAUGCGGUAACACUUAUAAAAUCUCUUCUAAAACAGGAGCCCAGUUCAAGGGCAGAUGGCCAGGCGUGUCUGGAGAACAAGUGGAUCAAAAGUGCUCUGAGGAUGGCGCCAUUAAAACGUAACUUAAUUUCAACUAGUCGACUCUCUGACUUUGUGUCUCGGAGGAGGCAUCAGAUAGAUGAAGUGACUUCUUAAUACUAAGUAAAAAUGAGGGUAUUCAGUGAGACAUUGUUCAUUGUUUAUGCUGCAUAGUUGACCAUGUUCAGAAAGACAUUGUUCAUUGGAUAUAUUCUGCAUAGUUGACUUUGUUUUGAGAAUUCAUUGGAUAUGC